AUGUGCACCGCGGUGGACACCCUCUUCGUGGAGCUGGACUCCUCGAGCUGCGACCUGUCCUACGUGCACACGGACGACGAGGACUCGCGCGGCAGUGCGCUCGCAAGCUCCCCGCCCCCCGUGUUCGGGCGCCCCGGCUCGCCCACCUGCGCCGGCAGCACGUGCGGCGGCCAAGACCCCCCCUCGCCCGAGCAGGAGCAGCAGCAGCAGCAGCAGCAGCAGCAGCAGAAGAGGAGGCGUCGGGGCCGCGCGAGGAGCGAGGCCGCCGUGCACGUGGUGAAGAAGAACAGGCGCAUGAAGGCGAACGACCGCGAGCGCAACCGGAUGCACAACCUGAAUGACGCGCUGGACACGCUGCGGAGCGUCCUGCCCGCCUUCCCCGACGACACGAAGCUCACCAAGAUCGAAACCCUGCGCUUCGCCCACAACUACAUCUGGGCUCUGUCCGAGACCAUCCGCCUCGCGGACCAGCGCCAGAGCGCCCCGCUCGCGCUGCCGGGGCUCGCGCGCCUCGCGGACGCGCCGAGUCCCGGCAGCGACGCGUGCUCGUGGAUGUCCGGCGCGUCCUCGUCGUCCCCGUCGUCCGCGUCCCCGUCGCCCUCGUACUGCUGCUCGAACCCGAGCAGCCCGGCGAGCUCGGAGGACUACGGGCUCGUGCACAGUGACAGCUUGUACUCUUUUCACACUUUCGGCAUCUUCUAGAAACUGUCACGUGGCCUUUGCCCUGCCGAUGAUGAUAAUGAUGAUGAUGAUGAUGAAGACGAUGAUGGUCCUGUA
This is a messenger RNA of Scleropages formosus (Asian bonytongue), 777 nucleotides long. It is a transcript of the gene neurog1, whose product is annotated as neurogenin 1. Gene Ontology annotation, biological process: axon development; sensory organ development; positive regulation of transcription by RNA polymerase II. The record is from RefSeq and is a predicted model, not a curated record. Gene Ontology annotation, cellular component: nucleus. NCBI's taxonomy places the organism in Eukaryota, Metazoa, Chordata, Actinopteri, Osteoglossiformes, Osteoglossidae. Gene Ontology annotation, molecular function: DNA-binding transcription factor activity, RNA polymerase II-specific; E-box binding; protein dimerization activity. The transcript has a single exon. Bases 1 to 702 code for a protein of 233 amino acids.